AUGGCAGCAGCGUCUCUGAGUUUGACCACUGUAGCUGCUGCUGACCCGAGUGAUUUCUGUUUCUGGACUAAAGUCACGUCAAACGGCGAGACCCAUCUCAGCUUCCUCCGACACCACAGAGAAACCCACCACCCCUCCUCCUCAUCCCUCCAUCUCUACCACAGUGUGUGGUCGGUGGAGAAUAGACUGGUCAACUGCGCAGUGAGUGACGACACCGCGGUUACAGACAACUACAUAUCUGUGUGUCGGGAGAAGAGCACCACAGCAGAGUUCUCUGACAGUCCUGGUGAACGUUUUGAUGUCAGUCCGCAGUUUGAAUUUGAAAGCCCCUGCGCUCCUGUUAGCUCUCCAACAGUCACCCAGCGCGAAGCGGUUGGAGAUGCCUCUGAGGAACUUACAGAGACAAGGAGUAAGAGGCACGCACGGAGCGUUAUUGAUGAUAUAGCGUUCCAGAAUCCUCUUGGAGACGGUGGUGACAGUUCCAGGGAUGUGACGCAAGCACACAGGCGCGUAAAACGUGGUUUAAUCGUACCGGGAACGCUUUGGUGCGGCUCAGGGAACAAGGCGGCGACCUAUGAGGAUUUAGGUAGGUAGUCGGUGUUGUAUCUAACUGUGUUCCAGACUCAGAUAUGGUUCUCCUUUUGAUAAUAUUUUCUAAAUUGUAAUUGUAUGGGGUAUUAAAGCUAGAAUGUAAUUGAUGAUGAUGAUUAAUGGGUCAUUAGUAGGGCUCUAUAAAAUCCGCGAUGCGGAGAACGCAGACAGAAUCAUGGAAUCCAGAUAUUAAAAAGUAAUUCAACAAUAUUCAAAAAUGUAUUGACCUUAGUAGGGAAUCAACUAAAUUAAUUGAAAAUUAAUACAUUUACUCAAUCACAAUGCAUUACCAUAAUGCAUUAGUGAUUCGUAUUUCCUGCAACUUUAUGAAGAGGCAACGAGAAUUCCCCGUCUGUGUAUGCGAGGUGUGUCCAUAGCCUACACACAAAGCAUCUACCACUUUGUGCAGCUGUUAGCGAUGAUGUUGGUAGAUGGAAAGGCUUUCCCAAAAACCUUCUCAAUUAAAUGUUAACUACAAAGUAGCCUAUGCUUACCUGGCAGAAUGAUAUCAUGAUUAUUUGCAUAAAUCUAGUCGGUAUUUGUUUUGCAAACACUACAAUCACAGACAGUGAUGGUAGAGUGCUACUAUAUACAUCUGCAUUGCUAGCUCUUUGGGGUUUUAGGCUGGGUUUCUGUAUAAGCACUUUGUGACAACUGCAGAUGUAAAAAGGGCUUUAUAAAUUAUUGAUUGAUUGUGUGAGCCACACCUCUAACAUCCUCUUGCUAGGCAUGCACUGUAAUUAAAGGUUAAGUACAUAUAUAUAUACUUUUUUUCAUACCUCAAAAGUGGUCUCCUGAUGUGGUUUAGGCAUUGUUGUGGACUUAGAACAUCCAAUUGAGUUGUUUUUCUGUUUAAAAAAAGUGUGAUUUUGAGAGCGAAAACCUGAAAUAACGGAAAAUGGAAAUCUGGAAAAAUAAAACGGAGAAAACAGAAUUUGUGAAAAACUAAACUGAAUCAGACAAAAAAUAAAACUGAUUUUAUAGGGCCCUGCAUUAGUAAUGCCUCUGUUUUGCUUCACGAUAUAUAAAAUAGGCCUAACCCGGUCUCUUGUUGUUGUUGCUGAACCUCUCCUACCCGUCUACCUGUGACAGGUGUGUUUGCAGAGACAGACAGUUGCUGCAGGGAGCAUGACCAAUGUCAGGACACCAUCCUGUCGUUCGAGACCAACUAUGGCGUUUUCAACAAAAACAUUUUCACCCUGUCCCACUGCCACUGUGAUAACAGGUAGGCUCCCUGUCACAACUAACUCUGUCUAUGUGACUGUGACUCUCAUGAGGAAGAUUCUGCCUUUCCCUUAACAUUAUACAUUACUGAUGCAGUUCCGGCUAACCUCUGUGUAUUGUUGUAUUAAUGUUGUGUUUAGGUUGCAUUAACAUUGUAUUAACAUUGUGUUGUUGUGUAUAGGUUUCACCAGUGUUUACUGGGGGCUGAGGACAGUAUUUCAGACACAGUGGGAUACGUCUUCUUCAACCUGCUAAAGAUGCACUGCUUUGAGUUCUCCCACAGACUACAGUGCUCUCAGAGGAACUGGUUUGGCAUGUGAGCGACUAUCACAACCUCACUUAUGUUUGUUCAUGAAGUGUUUAAUGUAACAUGCAAUGACAACUGGAGUAGAGCCUAAUCCUACCUUGUUCCUCUCCGUGGCAGGUGUCAACAGUAUGAGAUGUCUCUGUAUGCUGUGGUUCAUCCUCCCACCUUCUACAACUCCACCCACCCGGACCCUGACCUAGAGGAGGAUGAAAUGGCUGACAAUACCACCACUACCAUCUCCACUCCCACUUCCACCUCCAGCUCCCCCUCCAACUCUUCCACCUCCACCUCCACCUCCCCCCCCCAACUCUACCACCUCCUCCUCCUCCAGCUUCAUCUCCACCUCCCCCUCCAACUCUACCACCUCCUCCUCCUCCUCCACUUCCUCCUUCAUCUCCACCUCCAUCUCCACCUCCUCCAUCUCCACCUCCCCCUCCAACUCUACCACAUCCUCCUCCACCUCCAUCUCCUCUUCCAUCUCCACCUCCACCUCCAUCUCUUCCUCCACCUCCUCCACCUCCUCUACCUCCAUCUCCACCUCUCCCUCCACCACCUCGACCUCCCCUUCCAUCUCAACCACCACCUUUCCCUCCAUCUCCAUCUCCACCUCUCCCUCCACCCCCACCACUCCUUCCAGUGCUGCCCCAGCAGACCUCACCACAGGGGGUCAGAGUGGAACACCAGCCCCUGGCUCACCUGUCACCCACCCUGACUCUGGAGAGGACAAUAUGGCUGCCAAUACUUCCCCCACCUCCACCACUGGCAAUGCUACUGCUAUAGGGGCCCAGAGUAGCACCUCGGGACCAGUAACUUCAGCCUCGGCCUCGGGCCCAGCAUUGGCUUUGGCCUCGCCAGCUGAACCCACCAACCAUAAUGACCUGACUCGGCCUAAGUCUAAGCAGGAUGCAGCAAGCACAGGUAGGUGGAAGGAAAUAUUGUCUGUUUUUCUGUCUCUGUCUGUCUGUCUGUCUUUGAUAAUAGUGCCUUUUGAGUGGACUUGACCAUGAGCUCAAUUACAUUUCAUUGUGUUUUCCGUCUGUGUAGGGAAGCAGCGUGUGUAUGUGUGUGAUGUGUACAGAGACCUGGAUGACUGCAGGUUUAAGAUCCCUCCUCACCAGAAGAGAUACAGCCUCCUCAACCCAGAACCCAGGACCCUGUUCCACUGCAACUGUACCAGCAGGUCAUUAUUACAGAAUAAUACAAUAUGUAACGAUUCGGACAACCAGAUCAGUGCGACCAAGUGGUCUGUGACACACAGCUGUCUGUAUGUAAUUUUGUGAAUUAAUUAAUGAAAUUACGUGUCAAAUCACAUUCGAUGACCCAUCCCUUACUGGUAUAUUUGUCAGAUUGUUAAACAAAUUGUUUGUACAGGGUCAGACAGUGAAGGACAGCCCUACUAGUUGUGUUAGCAGUUGUUGCUUAAUGUUUAAAUUAAAUGUUUGAUAAAACACAGAAGUAGGGCAUUUGGGCAACAGUGGGAUUGUGUGCUCACUUAUGUGUCUGGCGCUCACCCCAAUAUGUCCUCCUCUCCUCUCCUCUCCUCUCCUCUCCUCUCCUCUCCUCUCCUCUCCUCUCCUCUCCUCUCCUCUCCUCUCCUCUCCUCUCCUCUCCUCUCCUCUCCUCUCCUCUCCUCUCCUCUCCUCUCCUCUCCUCUCCUCUCCUCUCCUCUCCUCUCCUCUCCUCUCCUCUCCUCUAGACUGUCUGAGGUUCUGGUUCAGCAGAAGGAGAUAUCUGGGGUUCAGACUAUUCUGUUGGAGUACAUCUCUCUGUCCUGUUUCACAUUACAGCCACAGGUCUGCACACAGGGGACAAGGUCAGUACAGUACACAUCACAGACACACACGUACUGCCACACACGUGCACGCAAGGGUGCACACUCUCUCUCUCUCUAACUCUCUCUCUCUCUCUCUCGCUCUCCCUCUCACACACACACACACAAACACACACACACACACACACACACACACAGGCGGCAGGUGGUUAAGAUCGUUGUGCCAGUAACCGUAAGGUCGCUGGUUCUAAUACCCGAGCCGACUAGGUGAAAAAUCUGUUGAUGUGCCCUUGAGCAAGGCACUUAACCCUAAUUGCUCCUGUAAGUCGCUCUGGAUAAGAGCGUCUGCUAAAUGACAAAAAAAACACACAAAAAAACACAGGGGCGGACUGGUACCAGAAAUCGGCUCUGGCAUUCUAAUACACCGGCCAUUAGGCCCUCACUAUUAGCCAGAUAAUUAUCAUUUUGUGCAAAAAACCCAAGUUAGACAGGCCCACUGAGCUAAAAAUGGUCCACGCCUGCACACACACACACACACACACACACACACACACACACACACACACACACACACACACACACACACACACACACACACACACACACAGAGAGAGAGACACACACACACAGACACACACACACACAUGUGAGUUUGUAACAGUCUAUCUCCUUAUCUACAGCUGCUCAGCUUCUCUGGUCAAACCCUCUCCUGCUCAGCUGGAGCAGCAGAAGCAGAAUGGUGGAGACAUGGAGGAGUGGCGCCAUCUACAGGCCACUGGACGCAACGGCAGGAGACCCAAAUCUAGACGAGCCAAACACAGACUACACAAACUCUGCCUCAGGAUGAUACAACCCAAAGUACACAAGACCAGGAAGCACAAACAAUGUGCUUUAGUAGGGGAUGCAGUGCCAAUGUAA
Molecule: messenger RNA, 4811 nt
Organism: Coregonus sp. 'balchen'
Lineage: Eukaryota; Metazoa; Chordata; Actinopteri; Salmoniformes; Salmonidae
Source: the annotation of a GenBank genome assembly